GUGACGUCAUGAGGCUGGUAUUGGUGAAACCAGCCAAUGAGACGGGCCGGCUCGAUUCUACAGAGGCUUUUCACGAUGAAAGGGUUCUGGAGCAAUACAACGCAGGCGAGCAGCAGCACCAGCAGGACGGAGCUGUAGAGGGGAUGCAGCAUCGGCACCCGGGAGCUGUCUUUCAGCACCACCCUCUCAGCCAGCAGCCGUGCAGCAUCAACAGCAGCGCUAGUCAUCUCCAGAAACCGCCGAGCCAAGAGGGCUCAGGCGCUUCGGUGCAGCACUUCAUCCCUCUCAGCAACUCUCCUCCUCCGCCGCUGUUCGGGCAGGGUUCCGCCGCCUUCUUGCAACAAAACCAUCAAGAAUCUCCCAGCCCGAACCUUUUCACCCAGCCAGGUACCAUCCCUCCUUAUUACAGGCUGCCACCGCCACCACCACCAGCAACAACAAGAAACCACAUAACCGGGCAGCGAGCGCAAAUUCAAAAACAAGCCUGCUGCUUUUCUGUCCAACCCCUUCCUCUGCAACAAAAUCGAGGGGCCGCUACCACCGCUGCCGCAGCCGGUGUCACUUCACUGCAGAAGCAGCACUUCUAUCAGAGCCACUAUUACAGCAACUGCGGUUAUUCCAGUCAAGCGAGCCCGAACCAACACCAGAACCACCGCCCGCAGCUGUCUACACCAGCAACAACAACACCGCCGUUUCUACAGCAUCAGAAUUCGAAUCGGGGGGACCAUUUGCAGAACGCUAGCAAUUACCAGCAGCAGAACCCGAGCAGCAGCUUCUGCCGCAGAGGAGAAGGAGGGUUAGGGGAGCAGAACCGUUUGCAGCAGCAACCUCAGCAUCAUAAUCAGUCCAACCUACAUCAGCACCCCUCCUCUUGCCUAGCAGCACCACAAGAGCAGAAUCUAGAGCAGCAUAGCAAUGAUAGCGGUCCGUUGAAGGUAAAGCAGCAGUCCUGUUUAUUUCAGCAGCAGCCCCGAGAUUUGCUACCGCAACCUUUACUGCAGCAGCAACAACAACAGCGGCUAGGGAGCAGCCAGCCUAGUAACAACUACUGCACCAACGGAUCAGGGCGGGAGAAUAGAAAUCAACUACUACAACUGCAAGGGCAAGAACAGACACACUUGUUCUACCAACUGCAGCAGCAGCAACAGCAGCCUCCGCAGCACUGUGACAACUACUGCAAGAAGCCAGGGGAGAAAAAUCAAUUGGAGUGGCACUGCUGCCAGUACCCCCAACAAGACAAACAGCAGAACAGCCACCACCAAGAACCGAGCCGCCCGCUCUUUGGAAACUUGUCCGGCUGCAGCAGCAGCAGCAGCGGCGGCGGCAGCGACAACGAUCGCAGCCUGUCAUACUCCUCAAACACCUGCCUGUGGCGGCAGCAGCACCAAGAAGGAAACCAGAUCCGAACUGAGCAACAGCAGGUAAAUGCUGAGCCCAAGAAGCUAAGCCAUGCUGGAUCCAAGCCCUCCGUCUGCGACAGUAGUAACCCAUUCCCCGAGAUAGCCAUGAACAGCUGCAAGUACAAUGGGGGCGUGGUGAGACCCCUGGGCAGCCUGGGCUCGUCACGGCGCAACCUCGCCGAGCUGGACUCGGAGACGCAGCCCCUGCAGACGCUACACAGCUCCGGCCUGGAGGUGGUGGUCUCCAAGGGCAAUGGCGAGGACCCCGGCAAGGUGUCCAGUGACAGCCUGUCCCGCGACGGAGGGGGCGCGCCGCAGAAGAAGAACAAGGACAUCGGGCAAAAGCUGGGCCACCGCAGGGCGCUGUUCGAGAAGCGCAAACGGCUCAGCGACUACGCUUUGAUCUUCGGGAUGUUUGGGAUCGUCGUCAUGGUGACCGAGACGGAACUUUCCUGGGGGGUUUACACCAAGGAAUCCUCAUAUUCAUUUGCACUGAAAUGCCUUAUCAGCCUUUCCACUGUUAUAUUGCUUGGUCUCAUUAUAAUGUACCACACUCGAGAGAUCCAGCUCUUCAUGGUGGACAAUGGGGCGGACGACUGGAGAAUAGCCAUGACGUACGAGCGGAUAUUUUUCAUCGUUCUGGAGCUUCUGGUGUGCGCCAUCCACCCAAUCCCGGGGCAGUACGUUUUCACGUGGACGGCGCGCCUGGCCUUCACCUACACGCCCUCGGUGGCGGACGCUGACGUGGACAUUAUUCUCUCCAUCCCCAUGUUCAUGCGCCUCUACCUGAUUGGGCGAGUCAUGCUGCUGCACAGCAAGCUCUUCACGGACGCCUCGUCACGGAGCAUCGGCGCGCUCAAUAAGAUCAACUUCAACACGCGCUUCGUCAUGAAGACCCUCAUGACCAUCUGCCCCGGGACCGUGCUGCUGGUGUUCAGCAUCUCCUCCUGGAUCAUCGCUGCCUGGACGGUGCGCGUCUGCGAGAGGUAUCAUGACAAACAGGAAGUGACUAGUAACUUCCUGGGAGCCAUGUGGCUAAUUUCAAUAACCUUCCUCUCGAUUGGCUACGGAGACAUGGUGCCUCACACUUACUGUGGGAAGGGUGUGUGUCUGCUGACAGGGAUCAUGGGGGCCGGCUGCACAGCGCUCGUGGUUGCCGUGGUUGCCAGGAAGCUGGAGUUGACCAAGGCCGAGAAACACGUCCACAACUUCAUGAUGGACACGCAGCUCUGCAAGCGGGUAAAAAACACGGCUGCAAAUGUACUCAGGGAAACGUGGCUCAUCUACAAAUACACAAAACUGGUGAAGAAGAUUGACCACGCCAGGGUGCGCAAACACCAGCGCAAGUUCCUACAAGCAAUCCACCAACUGCGCAGUGUGAAAAUGGAACAGAGGAAGCUGAACGACCAGGCAAACAGUUUGGUGGACUUGGCGAAGACGCAGAACGUGAUGUACGACCUGGUGUCGGAGCUGCAGGAGCGCAGCGAGGACCUGGACAAGCGCAUCGGGACGAUGGAGGACAAGCUGGACUCCAUCACGGGCAGCCUCCAGGCCCUGCCUGGCCUCCUCAGCCAAGCCAUAACACAGCAGCAGCGGGACUUCCUAGACGGCUUUGCGCAGCGCUUCAGGCCGGCUUCGCUGGGGUCCGAGCGGUCCUGGACUCCCACUAGGCACCGGCGCUCGCCCUCCACCGCGCCACACACCUCCUCCGACAGCGGGUAACCACCACCGGAAUGACAGCGGCGACCGAAAAACAGGAAGAAAAAAAAAACAGUGAAGAAUAUGGUUUAUGUUUAGCCAUUGUAUGGCUGUUCAAGUUAGCUUUUUUGUAAAGCCCUUGUAUAGUUACUGACUGAGUUCAGGGUGCUGGGGUGGAGCUGGCUAUCACACCGGAUGAACCCUAAAAUAAAUGAAAAGCUGUACAAUGCCAAGGCUAGGCGCUGAGGCUGCCCCACAUAGGGGGAGCUCCUUGGCUGGCACAGGAAGCAGAGAGCACAGAGAUGGGAUAUGAACCUGGAUCCAGCUGCUACAGACUUCCUUCCUCCCUGCUCCUCCCUGUCAGGGUUCCUUUCUACGCAGGAAGGAGGCAGCAAGCCACACCCAUGGAGGACGUGCUUUUCCUACAGAAUUGAGAAACAGACCCCGCCCCCUUGCAUGUUUCAGUGCACCUGGGGGCGGGGUUUACCCAUACAAAGCUUUGUCCAUUGGGGGGAGAGGGUGGGGGUGCGGGCAGCCUUUUCUAUUUACAGAAUUUCAGUGCAAUUUUGUAUCCAUUUAACGAGGAUAAAAGAAAAUAGAAUUUACAUACAUCUCUUUUUUAACAGGGUCCCGACAGCAGAAAGCAGUGACUAUAUAAAAAAAACCCACACUUCUCUAAUAUAAGAAUAAAACCAGUUAACACUAACAUUAUCAAUGGUGGCCCUGUAGCCCAACUACACACAGCACCUGGUAGGAAAGAGUGACAAAGUUUAUUGACAAGUAGCUGCUACGGAUAUCCAAGCUAGUGAACAUGGUAUACUGUCCUACUGAAAUCUUUAUUUUGGGGAUAUGUAAAGUAUUAUUUUUAAACUGUCUCCCUUAAAUAAGGCAUACAUAUUAAGUCCAGCCCAGGAACAAAAAAAUGGCCCAAUCCCCACGCAUUUCAGUGGAAGUGGGAGGGGUUUACUAAUAACAAACGGGGAGGAGUUUCCUUACAGAAAUUAUCAACAGACCCCUCCCACUUGUUCAAAGGGUGUGGCUUAUUCACACGAAGAAAGAAGGGAGGGGCUAGGAACUUCUCUUUCCAAUCUAAGUGGCAAAAAAAUAAACACAAAUGUCCCUUUUUUUUAAAUAAAUCAAAAUAUGUGUUCUUAUUUUAGUAAGAACCCUUAUGCAGACAUGUGCUCAAUAAGUAACAAAAAGAUAAUAAUAAUAAUAAUAAUAAUAAUAAUAAUAAUAAUAAUAAUAAUAAUAAUAAUACCCAGCGCUCCAGAUAAGGUUUUGGGUCGUUGAGUAAUGUAUUCUCCAGUUUAAACCCGAUGUGCGUAAACUGUAUUUUGGGUGUGUACUUCCAAUAAAUACAGUACCUAAUUUAACCCUAACUUAUGGGGUAUGCAUUACCAUUAACUAAAGCCUUACAUUUUAACUGUAAUGUUAAUUUCAACUACUGUACAAAAACGUGGUCUUAUUGAUUCCUCCUUUAGUCCUGCUCCAAACAGAGAAUAUUAUAUAUAUAUAUAUAUAUAGAUUUACCUUCCAAAAAUUCUGUUGACAGAGAGGUAAAUUGGUCGGUCAGGCUGAGAAAUCCUGAAGAUCAAAGCUCCAGACGCCUAUUCACCAGUCACAAGCACGCACUACAAGUGAAAUCUCUUGACUUAUUGGUCUUGUGUUUCUGGCAAUUCCCAGGCAGGCUACAAGCUGGUCUGUCGCUUAUCUAGCUACCCCACGCAGUAUAUUCACAAUUUAAACAUCGUGUAAAACACCCAGUACGCAGCUUAUCUGGAGCGCUGAUUAUCCCCAAUAAACAAAAUAUUUACAAAAAGGGAAGCACUCUUAUAAACCAGGCUACAAAUAGGGCAUGUGUAAGUCAGUAAGCUUUGGAUCGUCCUUGUGUAAGUCCAUGCCAGUAGUUAGUGCAGGACUCUGAUACGCUAUGCAUUCUAAGUUAGCAUAAGGGGACUGGAAAGCUGCAGCUGUGAGGUUUUUCAUCAGUACUCUGAGAUAAUACCCCAUACCAUACAAUCUAACGUGAGAACAAGGGGUGAGCUGUCCAUUUUCAUUUCAUCUCCUAAUACCGCCGCGAUCCUGAUCUAUUCCUCAAAUAUCUCCCAAAGAAUAUAAAAAUAUGCUAUCCCUUUUCAGCUCAAGCGUCAGCGUCCUUGUUAACAGUCAAGAUGCUGGGUUUUGGUGGGUCGACAUCAUUUUUAACCUUUUAACCAUAGAGAUACACGCAAACAUGCAAGAGUUCACCAACAGACCCAAAACAGCAGGGAAAAGAGGUAAACACCCUGAUUGGCAACUGUGAUAGACUAUUUGAAACCUGAAUGUAUUGUACAGUAAUAUAGAACAAUUUAGUCUAACAUAAUUUAGUCUUCUAACAUGGAAAACUAAAAACAUUUCAAUGCUUCAGUGUCUCGCUGUCAUAUUCUGUUUUCUAAUGAAACAUGAAUCCAUUGUGUAUUACUUCUUAUAUUCUUCCCAUAGUUCAGCGGUGCACUUCCUCAGAAAGACAGGAAACAGCCUUUGUUGGCUGCCUGGUUCAUUUACAUGCUACAAUGAUUGUAUACCACUUUCAGAGCAUGGCAAAAAUCACCUGCUUACCUUAAUAACUGGUGCUGCAGUAGAUGUUUAUAAUCUCUUAUGCUGCAGAUAUUGUUGCUGUUUAGCAUCGGGUCAGUUUGGCUCAACUCUUGCAUGUUCAGUUCCGGAUCACUCUUAAAAAAAGCCACGUGAUUUUGGUUUAACUUUUUUUUUUAUUACAAUAUUUGUAUCACUCGUGUAGAGUAUAGGCAUACCAAAGCCAUCGAUUGCAAUAGAGCGGUUCUGCACCGCCAUGUGGGCCUCGAAGUGGAGAGGAAGGUUGGCACGCACUGUACGUGGGUAUGCCCUCAAUGAGGGUGCCACAGUGGAUACACAAGACUGGGUAUCAGAAUUCAAGAAUUCAAGGCUAGAAACGGGCAGCCUUUAUCUAGCACCAGACACACUCGUGGAUUAGAGAACGACCCUGAUGCGGAGUGCUCGGAAACGCAGAGACCAACAACGAACGCCCGCUAACACCAGCUAUCCAGCCCAACAGAAGGAGCCCCUUCCACCACCUCCAAUAACCCAGCCCCCCCACAAGCCCCUUCCCCAGCAUUGCCCCCUGCAUUCGGAUUCUGAUACCAGAAUCCAGGGACCUUUAAAAGCCAAAAGUCACAGUAAUGUAAAAUAACAGAAGCAAGUAAGUAUCUAUUAGACCGUAUUAUUUCUCGGUAGUGACAUCAGAUGAUUUAUAAUUUUUUAAACAAAAUAAAAAAUAAAAAAUAAAAUCAAAUGUAUAAUCACUGUUUUAUAUACACUGCCACAUUAUGCAUAUCUAGUAGCACUGGAAUAAAAUACUGUAAUG
Molecule: messenger RNA, 6483 nt
Organism: Acipenser ruthenus (sterlet)
Lineage: Eukaryota; Metazoa; Chordata; Actinopteri; Acipenseriformes; Acipenseridae
Product: small conductance calcium-activated potassium channel protein 2-like
Exons: 9
Coding region: 9-3122 (1037 amino acids)
Biological process (GO): potassium ion transmembrane transport
Cellular component (GO): neuronal cell body; plasma membrane; neuron projection
Molecular function (GO): calmodulin binding; small conductance calcium-activated potassium channel activity
Source: RefSeq, a predicted model, not a curated record